Molecule: messenger RNA, 1079 nt
Organism: Orussus abietinus
Lineage: Eukaryota; Metazoa; Arthropoda; Insecta; Hymenoptera; Orussidae
Product: lysophospholipase-like protein 1
Exons: 4
Coding region: 111-815 (234 amino acids)
Biological process (GO): protein depalmitoylation
Cellular component (GO): cytoplasm
Molecular function (GO): palmitoyl-(protein) hydrolase activity; carboxylic ester hydrolase activity
Source: RefSeq, a predicted model, not a curated record
CCAGUGGCGGUCCAAUAAGGAAUUGCGGUUAUUUCAUAAUUUGUAAAUAUCUUCGCUUUCCUAAUAUUAUGGCAUGAUGACAAGAUGCAUUGAGAUAUCAAUUUAAAAGAAUGUCCGGAAUGAUAAGAAUACCAGCGAUGAAAAUAGUGGAAGCUACCAAAAAGCAUACCGCUACUUUGAUUCUUUUCCAUGGAUCUGGGGGUAACGGAGAUGACAUGAAGGAAUGGGUAGAUAUGAUGAACAGAGAAGAGUUGAAGUUUCCACAUAUAAAAAUUAUUUAUCCUACCGCACCUCCUCAGCGGUACACGCCUAAUGGGGGGAUGAUUAGUAACGUUUGGUUCGAUAGAAAAGAUAUAUCGAUGUUUGUCCCCGAAGAAGUGGAAUCUGUAAACUUAAUGUGUGAAAAAGCAUCGGAAUUAAUCGAAAAGGAAACCGAAAUUGGCAUCCCUGAAAGUAGAAUAGUCCUCGGGGGAUUUUCAAUGGGUGGAGCUCUAGCCAUGUAUAUGUCUUACAAAUAUAAAAAGUCUGUCGCAGGCUGUGUCGCCAUGUCUACGUUUUUAAAUGUUAAUUCAAUGGUUUACGAGGAACUAAAGUCAGAUACGGCAAAGAAUGUUCCACCGUUGCUUCAAUUUCAUGGUGCAAACGAUGCAUUGGUCCCGUUUACUUGGGGUGAAGAGACAUGUAAGGUUUUAAAGAGUCUCGGGGUGAAUGUGGAGUUUGUUCGUCUCAAAAAUGCAUAUCAUGAAUUGGCGAGAGAAGAAAUUGCUUAUCUGAAGAAAUGGGUCCUUAAUAUUUUACCCGAAGUAACAUCUUGACUCGAUAUUUAAUGCAUGCAGUACACAAGUUCCAAGUACUUUGGGUUUUAAAUCCCAAAAUAUCAAUAAUUAUCAGCUGGCAUCAAAAGAAUUAGUGCACUCACUAAGAUGCCUACAUUUGGAAUUCAAAGUGACUUUUGUACAUAUUUUAUACAAUUACGUUACAAUUACCGGUCUCAAAGAAGGAGGGUAGGAAUCUAUGAACAGAUGAAUUCUGUACAUAGUUGUAAAUAAAUAAAAGAAAAUUAUCCCGUCUCGUUUUAA